AUGGAUAAGGCUAGGCCGUUUGAAUACGUUUAUCGACUACCAGUAACCACCGUCGAGGAGUUAAACUACGCUGAGGCGGUUUACGAUCGGCAAGUCCUUUUAAAUGAGACAUGGGAGUCUUAUGCGUUGCGGAAGAACCGACCAGGUGAAGUUGAGGAUGAGCACGUUAAGUGGAUUACACGCACUUGGGAGGAUGAAGAACAGGCGCGUGUGAAGCAGCAGUGUUUUUUAGAUCGGGCGAAUGCACAAGGUGAAGAGCAGAUUGCCGCAAGAGAAGAGAGGUUAAGACUAAAACAAGAAAAAUCGGCGGCAACUGUUGCACACAUGAUGGCCUUUCAGGAGAAACUUCAUGCGGAUAGGGUGGCUUCUCGGCAUAAUUUAUAUGCUGAUUUUGAUUUGCUUCAGAAGAAAAAGUUUAUUGGAGAACAGAAUGUUGUGGCCGUGGAAGAGGAGUGUUUAAGGUUGUCUCAGGAAGCUGGACUAGUGGGAUUGUCUGAGAGUCUUUUUCUUCAUGGGGACUGCCAUCGAAUAUUCUGCUUGAUGAAAUUAAAAGAUAGGCUCCAAAAAGAGGAGGAAGAGAGGCGGAGAAUUGAGGAAGAACGGGAACGUGCCAUUGAGGAAGAAAGAAGAAGGGAGGAACAACACCAGAAGGAGUUAGAGGAGGCGGAAAGGCUUCGAAAGGAAAGUCUGGAGCAAGCCAAGAUGGUUGAGCGAAAAAGGCGCGAAGAAGAACGUCGCGCCAAGGCAAGAUCCGAAAGAGAAAGGAUGAAACAUUAUCAUACUCAUCAGGAUGUUGCAAUGUCUGAGGACAAGCCACAAACUUUAACAGCGGUAGAGGAAGUUUUACCAACUGCCGAAAUGACAUCUUUGGUAGUUGAAAAAAUUAAUAUGCCUGUGUCAGAACAAAAGAGAAUCGUUUUUGUUUUCCCUGAAGGAGAGGAUAUUAUUUCACUUAUUCGCAAUACAUCUUCUAUUUUAGGUGCCGUUGGUGAUACUUCGUAUGUUAUGAAAAUUGACAAAGCGCUGAUGAACUCAACGGUUGUUUGUCAAGGUGGUUGUUAUUUGGAAGAUCCUCAAAAAGACGGAAACUUCCAUCUUUUGGGCAAAACAAUCAUGGAAAAGAAUGCAUUAUCUUUUUCCUCGGGGAAGCUUCAUGGUGCUCCGACAGGUUUGUUUGAACAGUAUGUUUCUUCAAGGGUAGAGUAUAUUCAAAACAGUCGAACGGAUGAUAGAUGUUUUUUAUUUGAUACCUCGGGGGAAAAACGAGAUGAGGCGGUAAUUUUUCUGCCUUUAGUGCUUACUGGAUUGAAUUAUGCACCCUAUGUUUUUGCGAUUUCUCGCGAUGGAGAAAAUAGUUUUCACCCAGCUGAGAUGCAAGAGGCUGCAAAAGUUGUAUGGGAAGUGAGUCGAAUGAUGGAUUCAAAACUUGAAAAGGAAAGAAAAUCUCAAUUAUGCCAACAAUGUGUUGAGUGGCUUUCUGUUGUAACAGGAUGUGAAAAUUGUUAUAUUUCUUUGCGAGAUGAGGAUGGUGAUUUUAUGACGUAUGUGGCAGCAUCUCCAUCACAUCGUUUUAUGAUUGGAAAAAAACAUGAACUUGUUGAUGAACAAGGAGGAAAUGGCAUUAGUUUUAAUGCGUGUAAAGCUGCAACAGUUCAGGCUGACUCUAUGGUUUUUUGCAUUGAUGAUGUAAAUGAUAUUAGCUGUAUUCCGUUUCAGAACCAAAAGGUCAAACGAUUUUUGGAGGGCGAAAAUACAGGUAGUUUGCUCCUGGGAACGAUAACGGGUAACAACUCGAAUGGGGAAUGCCGUUCUCUCGGCGUGGUGUUUCUAGACUGCGUUGGGACAAAACGGAUGUUUACUGAGUCCGAUAAGGGAGUACUGAGGGACACUGUUCAGAUUCUGGCAAAGCUUCUUUUAAAUUCUACGAAUGCUUUGAGUUUGGGGAAGUCACUAAAAAUCGAAGAGGAAAUUCAAAAUUUGAAUGCCUCACCUAUCCUCUUUCUCAAGUCUAUGUGGAGUCACACCGUGGAUAAUGUUGGUCGUAUUACUCCAGAUCAAUUGUUGGAGUUAGCAAGGUAUAUGCAUCCACCUCCAAUUAUUCCUUUAGUGGUACAAUCAACAAUUAUUAUUGCGUUGGGGAAAAAGCCAAGCAGCGUUGAACAGUGGGCGGACGCUAGGGAUAAAGUGAACAAUGAUCUUUUAAACAAGAUGUCUUCUUUUGAUCCCACGGACAGAAAACGGAGAAAAAAGGCCUUUUUUAUUAGAGCAGAAAAAAUGCUAAAGGGUUAUGAAGCGCGGGAUGUUCUCGAGAAGGGCUCCUAUCCAACAAGCUGUUUUUUUUCCUGGACAUUUGCGGCAAUUCUCUUGCGAAAGCAUGCGGAUAUGUUGCGUCGAAAAAGUGGGAAAGAAAUAACUGUUAGUUCAAUUGAGGAUGCUGCCAUAUUGUCGGCGGAUGAUAACAAUCUCACCAAUGGUGAGUUUGAGGAUUAUCUGGAUAAUGACGAAAAUGAGGGUGAAACAGAGGAGGUCCAAUGA
Messenger RNA from Trypanosoma rangeli, 2535 nucleotides. RefSeq lists its product as uncharacterized. Lineage: Eukaryota; Euglenozoa; Kinetoplastea; Trypanosomatida; Trypanosomatidae. Bases 1 to 2535 code for a protein of 844 amino acids. The transcript has a single exon. The record is from RefSeq and is a predicted model, not a curated record.